CUUCCUGCCCGAACAGUUCAGUUCAGGAAGAAGAAAUAAUGGCGACGCUUUUGGGGUCCGAUUCCCCUUGUAUUGGAGGAAAACGAAGAAAUGACAACAGCAAUAUCAUUUCAAAGUUUACGGCCAGUAAAAUUACCGGCCAGGGGUUUAGUCGAGGAACAGAGCUCCCGGUAGGCCUACUUCAGGAGAGAGAUAAACGGGCGAAGUGGCAUGGCAUCCCUCCUCUGCUGCAGAAGCUCUAUGAGAGCAGCCAUCCAAACAGUGACCUCUCCCAUGCCCACAGCUUUCUUAAGGUAUUAUCAUCCCAACUCUCCAUGGAGGCCAUGUCUUUUGUCACAGAGGACAGGAAGACUGCUCAGGAAUCCACCUUUCCCAACACACAUACCUUUGACCUCUUCGGUGGAGUCGAUCUGCUUGUGGAGAUCUUAAUGAGACCCACAUUAACUAUGCAGAAGAAGAAACCCAAAAUGAAUGAUGACUUGGUCAAAGACUGCCUUAGUGUUCUCUACAACUGUUGUAUAUGUACCGAGGGCGUCACAAAGAGUCUAGCAGCAAGGGAUGACUUUGUCCUGUUUCUCUUCACCCUGAUGACAAACAAGAAGACCUUCCUGCAGACAGCUACACUUAUUGAAGAUAUUCUGGGAGUCAAAAAGGAAAUGAUUCAGUUGGAUGGCAUCCCCAAUCUAUCAGGCCUGGUCCAAAGCUUUGACCAGCAACAACUAGCCAACUUUUGCCGCAUCCUAUCGGUUACCAUCUCAGAACCUGAUGUGGGAAACGAUGACAAGCACACCCUGCUGGCUAAAAAUGCCCAGCAGAAACGCAAUGCUAGCCCCUCACGGGCAGAGGUCAACCAGGUAACCCUUCUGAACAUCCCCGGCUUCAUUGAGCGGCUGUGCAAGCUGGCCACUAGAAAAGUGUCCGAGGCCACAGGAGCUAACUUCCUGCAGGAGCUAGAGGACUGGUACACCUGGCUAGACAACGCUCUGGUCCUGGACGCCCUCAUGCAGAUGGCAACAGAGGAGCCUGAACAAAGCAGUACAGAGUCAUCUGAUGAGAGUUCCCUUGCCACCAGUCCUCUGAGACAUCGACUGCCCCAGUCCAUGAAGAUUGUCCAUGAGAUCAUGUAUAAAGUGGAAGUGCUGUAUGUGCUUUGUGUCCUUCUUAUGGGGCGACAGAGAAACCAGGUCCACAAGAUGCUUGCGGAGUUCCGUCUUAUCCCCGGGCUGAAUAACCUGUUCGACAAGCUUAUCUGGAGGAAGUACACGGCUUCAAAUCAUGUGGUGCAUGGCCAGAACGAGAACUGUGACUGUAGUCCAGAAAUAUCCUUUAAAAUCCAGUUCCUUAGGCUACUUCAGAGUUUCAGCGAUCAUCAUGAGAACAAAUAUCUCCUGCUGAAUAGCCAGGAGCUGAAUGAACUCAGUGCCAUUUCUAUGAAGGCCAACAUCCCUGAGGUGGAAGCUUUGGUAAACACAGACAGAACUCUGGUGUGUGAUGGGAAGAAGGGACUCCUUACACGCAUCCUCACUGUCAUGAAGAGGGAGCCACCAGACUCAUCCUUCAGGUUCUGGCAGGCGAGAGCAGUGGAAAGUUUUCUUCGUGGAGCCACUUCCUAUGCAGACCAAAUGUUCCUUCUGAAGAGAGGACUACUAGAGCACAUCCUAUUCUGUAUCAUAGACAGUGGCUGCACAUCUCGGGAUGUCUUACAGAGCUACUUUGAUCUGCUUGGAGAGCUGAUGAAGUUCAACAUUGAUGCCUUCAAAAGAUUUAACAAAUAUGUCAACACUCCAGAGAAGUUUCAGACUUUCCUGACACAGAUCAACAGUUCUCUGGUGGACUCUAACAUGCUGGUACGCUGCAUUGUCCUAUCAUUGGACCGCUUUGAGAGUCAGACUGAAGAUGUUAAAGUGGUGGAGGUACUUUCUGAGUGCUGCCUGCUGUCAUACAUGGCCAGAGUUGAGAACAGGCUGUCCUUUCUCUUCCGACUGAUCAACAUCAUCAACGUACAAACUCUGACACAGGAGAAUGUGAGCUGUUUAAACACCAGUUUGGUGAUCUUGAUGUUGGCCAGAAGAAAGGCUAAAUUGCCCUUCUACCUCAAUGCCCUGCGGGAGAAGGAGUAUGCUGACAAGUACCCAGGCUGCCUGCUCAACAACUUCCACAAUCUACUGCGCUUCUGGCAGCGCCACUACCUCAACAAGGACAAAGACAGCACCUGUCUGGAGAAUAGCUCCUGUAUCCCCUUCAGCUAUUGGAAGGAGACGGUGUCCGUGCUGCUUGGCAUAGACAGGACUUCUCUGUGUGCCAUAUCGAGCUACAUUGAUGAGCCCUUCAUGGAUCUGGACAGAGACCUGCUAGAAGAUUGACAUCCAGUGGGUUCACUGUGGGCAGGACAGGGCAGAGGAUGGCAGGGAGCAUGGACAUCUACAGCUGACGAGGACUCCACUGCACUGAGCCAUCCAGGCACUUUGUGACUGUGUUCUGGAUGUUAAGACUCGCAUGUUUGCUGUUGGUACCUUCGCAUGGAGGCCUUCAUCACUGAUAUGAGGGGAUGUAAUUCGCACUAAAUUGCCAUGCUCUUCUUCAAAGGAGGAGGGAGAAGCCUUUAUGCCCAUCCCAGAUUGGCCACAUCAUUUAAAAGACAAUAAUGGGACCUUGUGAACCACACCUGCAUUGGUUGUUUGCUGUAGGUGAACUUCAAAUAGAGCCUUUUAUAUAACCUAUACAAAAUUCUAUGGAAAAAAAUAUGUAUGAUUAAACAAAGUAUAUGUUAGAAAAAUGAGUCUUUUCACCUGUUGACCACAGAUUAAACUGUAAGUCUGACAAAGGUCAUUGAUGCGUCACGGGGCUGCCAGGAGUCGCCAGCCUCAACCUCCCACUACCUACACACUCUUGGCUGACUCCACGCCAAUCCAAGUCCUUACCUGAUGGUUGAUAGAACUGGUGGUUUUGGAGUUUCUCCAGGGGUCUUAAUGAACAGCAUUUUUAUUUUACCUUCCUGUGGGUCUAUGACGUUCGGUGCUUUCUGGCUCUACUUGGCUCAUUAGGAUAGCUUUUGGGUUUGAUGACACUUUUCCCCCAUCACACAGGGCUCCUCAACAGAAACCAUCCACUCUGUCGUGGUGUCAAAACGUUCACCCAGGGCCUCCUUUCUUUACCAGGUUAUUUUUUUGAUUGACCUUUUCUCCUGUUGAAAAAAAUGGCUUUUAGCUCUGGAUAAACUGUAGAAUAAAUGAUGCACAGGUGGUGUUGUUUUUAUUGUUUAUUAUAUUUUAACACAUUUGUUGAUUAAAAAGGUCUUUGUAACACAGUGUAUUGAUGUUGUAAGAGAUGGUUUAGGAAAGAAUAAACUAUGCAGGCACUAGUGUUAAGAUACUACUUUCCUUGCUCCAGCCACACAAACCUUGUGUGUAGCCUUCUGCCCAGCAGCAUCGGCGAUGGACUGAAGGUUUACGACUUUCUCUGGUUUCUGCUACUUCUCAAAAUCUUUGACUACAAGCUAAGAAUGACAAUCGUUUAAUGUGAUGGCUCUUUUUGCAUGGCACCACUCGAUCUUUACUAAAGAUAAAGAAGAUGCAGCUGGCACGGCUGUGUUGUUGCCUGUCCAUGGCCUGAAUGUGCAGCUGUUUGGGGGAAAUGGAAAAUGCAGACAUUAACAGAUUUUUGGUGUCUCGAAAAUAAACAGACACAACCUGGGAUAAGUACAAAUGGAUGAGCUACCUCAUAUUUUAUCCUCACAGCGUACAGAUCAAACCACUUCUGAUGAUAACUGUACAGUUUUACUCCCAGCAUGUCAUGGUUCAUAGUUCAUGUUCAUGUGAAUGUAUAAAGGCAUUUCUACAGUAGGUCCCUGAUGCCAUGAGUUACUAGUAUUAUGCCGCCUUAGGAUGCAAACACAAACAUCCUUUACACUUUGAAAGCCUUUUCUUUGCUUUAAAGCUAAUCAACCAGAAAUGUUUCCUUUCUCUUUAGCUUUCAUUCAGCAUGUCUUAAAUCUCUUUAUAGGUGUGCACAUACUUUGAAUAAGUUCAUCUUUUGUGCUGUGCAAUUCAUUUAAUGCAACUACACUUAACAAGUGCUUCUCUCUAACAAAUUCUCAGUUUCUCUGCAGAAUGCCUGAGAUAAUCGCAAAGGUUUCUUGAUGAAAUGAUGUGACCAAACUCUGGGUGCUCCUGCAGUCGUGUUUUAUUCUUGGAACUGAUCAUGUGUCAUCGUUAAUUAUAUUCCCUGUUAUCACUCGAGUCAUCCAUCAUGAAAGUCAAUCAUGCUAUUGGUAUAGAAACAUGAAUGUUGUGAGCACUCCUCUGAGGUGACUGUAUUUACAAUCUCUUAACCCUGACUUCUGUAGCUUUGUGAUCCAAAUGAGAGAGUGGCCCUUUUGUAUGAUGCACAUGAGAAUCUGUAUGUGGUGUGAUGCUCCUAGUAGGCCUUAGAUUUCAUUCAUUUAUAUGUAAAGGGAAUGCUGACUAAUGUUAUGCCCUUUGGACAAGAACAUGCUGCAUACAUAACACAUUUUGGUUUCUAUUUUAGAAUCCUGACAUUUUGACUUCAUUUAUUUACGUUAUGUUUUCAAAGCGGCAUGAUGGAGACAGCAGCCGUCCUUCACAAACAUUUAAAGGUAGAUUGUGUUAUUCUUCUUCAGUCAAACAUGUUUUACCUCACCAGGGCCGGCGGUAUCAGUAGCGUUUGUUGAAAAGAACGACCACACAAGAUUCUGAUGGUGGCUGAAGUUCACAAUGUAAAAUCUUAAUCUUUAUUCAAGAAAACUGUUUUUUUCCCUUUUUUAUUUGCAAUUUGUGUUCUUGACAGAUGCAUAGACUUCUGCAAACUUAACUCUUAAUUUCUAACCCUGGUUGACUUAACCUGUCAGAGAACAGAUUAAGUUUCACAUUCUAUUAUUACUACUUCUGUAACCAACAUUCACCCUUUUGUUCUGCCUCUUAUGCUUGUAUUGAACUUCAUUUUCCUUAUUUAACAGCUGUUUGUCAGAUAAAUAAUAUAAUAAAUUCUUCUUUAGA
This is a messenger RNA of Labrus bergylta (ballan wrasse), 5015 nucleotides long. It is a transcript of the gene trpc4apa, whose product is annotated as transient receptor potential cation channel, subfamily C, member 4 associated protein a. Gene Ontology annotation, biological process: ubiquitin-dependent protein catabolic process. Gene Ontology annotation, cellular component: Cul4A-RING E3 ubiquitin ligase complex. NCBI's taxonomy places the organism in Eukaryota, Metazoa, Chordata, Actinopteri, Labriformes, Labridae. The record is from RefSeq and is a predicted model, not a curated record. Gene Ontology annotation, molecular function: phosphatase binding.